AUGUCUAACAAUCCGCUGGACCACACCCCGACAACCCCUCAACAGGGUUCCGGCGUUUCUAAUUUGCUGACAUAUUUCGGGCUAGUGGUGAAGUUACCUCUGGCGCUCAUCCGAUGGUCGUACCGAGAAAUAGCACCUGCAACUCUCCAUUCGUUUUCUGAUGGUUCAUGCUCCAAUCAGCAAGGCGCCGUUUCGAAUUCAGUCGACUCAGGCUCCUGCACCGUCCUGAGAAAAGGUCCUAACAUUGUUGUCCCUAACUCUGUAAAUUCGUCACUCGAUUCUUUGAAGCAAGUACCAACUGCCUCCACAAAUUUCCAGCGACAUGCUGUGAGAGGAUCUCAGUGCAAUUCGGCCCCUGAUCUCACCAGGCAAGUCGUUCGUCGCGAAAGAUACCCCACGUUGUCGGGUACGUACAGCGAUGUUUGGCGAUCAGUCUGGUGCCACGACAAGCAAAGAUGUGAUGUUGCGGUCAAGUCACUGAAAAUUCCAUUCUCCGAUGAAGAUGAGAAGAGGAAGAAACUGUCAACUCAGGGGCUGAUGGGUAAAAUAUCAUCUUGGGCACAAUUACAUCAUGAAAACGUCUUGCCACUAUAUGGGGUUGCGGACGGUUUCGGGUACUUUCCGUCACUGGUGACACCUUGGGUGAACCAGGGGACGUUGAGUGACUACAUCGCUACUAAUCAUCAUUUAUCACCGCGGAGCAAGUUGGAUCUCGCCAAACAGGUGGUGGCUGGCCUCGGCUAUCUACACGCUCAUUCUGUUGUACACGGAGACAUAACUGGAGUAAGGGGAGAGCGCAACUAUCUGACUUCGGGGUCGUGUUGUUGCUCGCGGAAAUUCCGACGCCGGUACAACCAGUCGGGAGGGAUUCGCUCAGCGGUGCGAUGGACUGAUCCUCAACUAUUCGAGACGGAGAAAAGCGAUAUCAAUCCAUGCAUCCCAACGGAGCAGACUGACAUCUAUUCAAUAGGCAGUAUCCUCCUACAGCUGUUCACGGAAUCAAUCCCUUACUACGAUAUCAAGGACAACAUUACUGUUAUUGUAUUAUCUUCGAGAGGCAUAAAGCCACGGUGUCCUCCAGAAACAUUUGUCACCAGUGCACAGUGGAAUCUUAUUCAACGAUGCUGGUUGCCUUGUGGUGGAUUACCUAGUCGUUCGACCAUCAGUGAAAUAGGAGAAUCUCUUGAGUCGGAGCUACAGCUGGCAGCUACAUUCAUUGUGCCAUUGUAUAAAUUCAGGGGAAAGCUCAGGGAACCACCAGGGAGUACUUACCACGAGAUCUAUAUCACCCGCGUAGUACGUACCGCCCGUGAUGCUAGGAUCAUUAUAGAAGGGAUGUCCAGGGAUUGA
This is a messenger RNA of Suillus paluster, 1350 nucleotides long. RefSeq names its product kinase-like domain-containing protein. Gene Ontology annotation, molecular function: protein kinase activity; ATP binding. Bases 1 to 1350 code for a protein of 449 amino acids. Gene Ontology annotation, biological process: protein phosphorylation. Lineage: Eukaryota; Fungi; Basidiomycota; Agaricomycetes; Boletales; Suillaceae. The record is from RefSeq and is a predicted model, not a curated record. The transcript is spliced from 11 exons.